This is a messenger RNA of Cimex lectularius (bed bug), 512 nucleotides long. RefSeq names its product telomere zinc finger-associated protein-like. NCBI's taxonomy places the organism in Eukaryota, Metazoa, Arthropoda, Insecta, Hemiptera, Cimicidae. Bases 86 to 499 code for a protein of 137 amino acids. The record is from RefSeq and is a predicted model, not a curated record. The transcript has 2 exons.
GAGAUACAGAGAGACCGUUCGCCUGCGUGAAGUGUAACAAACGUUACAAGCACAAAAAGACCCUAGUCUUCCACGUGAGAUUCGAAUGCGGACAACCGCCAGGGUUUGUCUGUCCUUAUUGCAGUUACAAGUCCACGCGGAAACAGCAUCUGAAAACCCAUUUCUUCUUCAAACACCUGGACAAAAGAACCUCGUGGCCCAAGCUUUCGGGCAAAAUGUAUCCAAAAUAUUAAAUCGAGCAUCAGAAGAGAGGACGGCCGAUAAACGCUUCCCUUGCCCGGUCUGCUGGAAGACGUACAAGUACCAGAGGAGUUUGAGCAGGCACAGAAAAUUUGAAUGCGGGAAACUGCCGAGCUUCUAUUGUCCGUUCUGCUCUCACAAAUCCAAAUUGAAGGAACACCUCAAGUCCCAUGUAAUGAUGAAACACCCGACGGAGAGGCAAAUGUGGCCAUUCAUUGCGCGACCGCCUCCAAAACCACCCUGUACCAAUAUCAAAUAAAAAACAAAAAUUA